Messenger RNA from Gracilinanus agilis (Agile Gracile Mouse Opossum), 513 nucleotides. Its product is annotated as protein tyrosine phosphatase type IVA 1-like. Gene Ontology annotation, cellular component: nucleus. The record is from RefSeq and is a predicted model, not a curated record. Bases 1 to 513 code for a protein of 170 amino acids. Gene Ontology annotation, molecular function: protein tyrosine phosphatase activity. The transcript has a single exon. NCBI's taxonomy places the organism in Eukaryota, Metazoa, Chordata, Mammalia, Didelphimorphia, Didelphidae. Gene Ontology annotation, biological process: protein dephosphorylation.
AUGAACCGCCCAGCUCCUGUGGAAAUCACCUACAAGACCAUGAGGUUCCUUAUUACACACAAUCCAAACAAUGUAACCUUAAACAAAUUUAUAGAAGAACUUAAGAAGUAUGGAGUUACCACAGUUGUAGGAAUAUGCGAAGCUACUUAUGACACAGCCCUUGUGGAAAUAGAAGGCAUCCAGGUUCUGGAUUGGCCUUUUGAUGGCGGAGCACCACCAUCCAACCAGACUGUUGAUGGCUGGCUAAACCUGGUGAAAGCUAAAUAUGGUGAAAAGCCUGGUGGUUGCAUUGCUGUUCACUGCAUUGCAGGUCUUGGGAGAGCUUCAGUGCUCAUUGCCCUUGCACUAAUCGAAGGAGGAAUGAAGAACAAAGAUGCAGUGCAGUUCAUAAGACAAAAACGUCUUGGAGCCUUUAACAGCAAGCAACUUCUUUACUUGGAGAAGUAUCGUCCUAAAAUGCGGCUGCGCUACAAAGACUCAAAUGGUCACAGAAACACCUGUAGCAUUCAGUAA